Messenger RNA from Pipistrellus nathusii (Nathusius's pipistrelle), 1530 nucleotides. The record is from the annotation of a GenBank genome assembly. Lineage: Eukaryota; Metazoa; Chordata; Mammalia; Chiroptera; Vespertilionidae.
AUGGACGAGAAGACCAAGAGAGCCGAGGAGAUGGCCCUGAGACUCAGCCGAGCAGUGGCAGGUGGGGAUGAGCGGGUGGCGAUGGAGUGUGCCACCUGGCUGGCAGAGCAACGGGUACCCCUGAGAGUGCAACUGAAGCCUGAGAGCUCCCCAACACAGGACAUCAGGCUGUGGGUGAGCGUGGAGGACCCUCAGAUGCACACUGUCACCAUCUGGCUCACAGUGCGUCCUGACAUGACAGUGGCUUCCCUCAAGGACAUGGUGUUCCUGGACUACGGCUUCCCGCCGGCCCUGCAGCAGUGGGUGAUCGGGCAGCGGCUGGCCCGGGACCAGGAGACGCUGCACUCGCACAGCGUGCGGCGGGAUGGCGACAGCGCCUACCUCUACCUGCUGUCGGCCCGCAACACCUCCCUCAACCCUCAGGAGCUGCAGCGCCAGCGCCAGCUGCGGAUGCUGGAAGACCUGGGCUUUAAGGACCUCACGCUGCAGCCCAGGGGCCCCCAGGAGCCGGCACUUCCGAAGCCGGGGGCCCCCCAGGAGCCCGGUCAGGGGCCUGACACCAUUCCCGAGCCCCCACCGGUGGGCUGGCAGUGCCCUGGCUGCACCUUCAUCAACAAGCCCACACGGCCCGGCUGCGAGAUGUGCUGCCGGGCACGGCCCGAGACCUACCAGGUGCCCGCCACGUACCAGCCGGACGCGGAGGAGCGCGCGCGCCUGGCCAGCGAGGAGGAGGCGCUGCGCCAGUACCAGCAGCGGAAGCAGCAGCAGCAGGAGGGGAACUACCUGCAGCACGUCCAGCUGGACCAGAGGAGCCUGGUGCUGAACACGGAGCCCGCCGAGUGCCCCGUGUGCUACUCGGGGCUGGCGCCCGGCGAGGCCGUGGUGCUGCGGGAGUGUCUGCACGCCUUCUGCAGGGAGUGUCUGCAGGGCACCAUCCGCAACAGCCAGGAGGCAGAGGUCGCCUGCCCCUUCAUCGACAACACCUACUCGUGCUCGGGCAAGCUGCUGGAGAGGGAGAUCCGGGCGCUGCUGACCCCGGAGGAAUACCAGCGGUUCCUGGACCUGGGCGUCUCCAUCGCCGAGAACCGCAGUGCCUUCAGCUACCACUGCAAGACCCCGGACUGCAAGGGGUGGUGCUUCUUCGAGGACGACGUCAACGAGUUCACCUGCCCCGUGUGUUUCCGCGUCAACUGCCUGCUCUGCAAGGCCAUCCACGAGCAGAUGAACUGCAGGGAGUACCAGGACGACCUGGCUCUGCGGGCUCAGAACGACCAGGCCGCCCGGCAGACGACCGAGAUGCUGAGGUCCAUGCUGCAGCAGGGCGAGGCCAUGCACUGCCCGCAGUGCCAGAUCGUGGUGCAGAAGAAGGACGGCUGUGACUGGAUCCGCUGCACCGUCUGCCACACCGAGAUCUGCUGGGUCACCAAGGGCCCGCGCUGGGGCCCGGGGGGCCCUGGAGACACCAGCGGGGGCUGCCGGUGCCGGGUGAACGGGAUUCCUUGCCACCCCAGCUGUCAGAACUGUCACUGA